GGGACUCGCCUGCCGCUCCGCCGCCGCCCGGAACUGGCCCGGCGCGCCUCGCCCUCCGCCGCCCUCGCCCAGGCCCCGCCGCCCGCCCGCUCGCUCCCGCCGCGACUCGGGCCAUGGCCGAGUGGAGCCCCGCCCAGGCUCUUCAGUGGGACACACAGGCCCAGCCCAUGGCCGCCAGCCUGCCCCUCGGUGCUCCCGAGCAAACCCCCCUGGGGGAUACGCUCCCUGAGACGGCGGAGAUUUCCCUGACCGUCAUGGCUGAGAUCCAGGCUGUGGAGAACAAGGUGGAUUCUUACGCUGCGCAGCUCAUGAGUCUGGAGGGCAGGAUGGGGAUGGCUGAGACGAAGUUGGAUGGUUGCGAGAAGACAGCGGUGGAGUUUGGGAACCAACUGGAGAGCAAGUGGGCCGCCCUGGGCACCCUGAUCCAGGAGUACGGACAGCUCCAGCGGAGGCUGGAGAACAUGGAGAAUCUCCUCAAGAACCGGAACUUCUGGAUCCUGAGGCUGCCCCCGGGCUCCAAAGGUGAAAUCCCCAAGGUCCCGGUGCGCUUCGAUGAAGCCUCCUGUAGUUUUUCCGAGCAAGAAUGGAGGAGCCUGGAUGACGGGCAGAAGGACCUCUACAAGCACAUAAUGAAAUGCAACUACAAGGCUGUGAUCUCAGUGGAUGCUGUCAUUUCCAAGCCUGACCUGCUGUCCCGGAUUGAGGAAGGGGAAGCUGCAGAUCAGGGGGGGAGUGAAGACCGAGAGCCCCUUAAAGAAUCCAUCCUGGGCUCUCCGAUUUCGGCUCUCAAUGAUAGUUCCUGGAUGGAACAGGAAGAUAUGGCCCUGGUCAAGAGCAUGGGAGGCUUGGAGGAGAGAGAAAUCCCUGGAGACUCCCCUGUAGACACUCCACAGCUCCUGGAGGAAGACCCUGAAAGCUUAGACCUCCCUGGUAUGUUUCCAAGAAAAUGGACGGAUGUUUUCCAGGGCCCGGGUGAGGAACUGCUAUGCGAGAGCCAGCCCAUCUUGAUUACCCCACCAAGGAAGCCCCCUGGGAGCAACCUGAGACGGUCUGCUCGCUGCGUGACGGAUUCCCAGAAAGGAGACUCCACGAUGCUGGCUAUGGAAGCACACACAGGACCGUAUAUCUGCUGCGAAUGCGGGGAGGGCUUCUUGGACAAGCAGCUUUUCACAACCCACCAGAAAACCCAUGGUGGAGGAGGGACUUACCCUGCUAUGGAUCCUGGAGGAGGCCUGAAGCCAAAGCCUGGCCCAGUCGCUCCCCCGAGGGCCCCGACACCAGCGCGUCCCAAACCCCCAAAGCGCCCCGAGCCACAGAGAAGCUCUAAUCUCAAGCCUGGGGCUGCAAAACGCCCGGGAAACCACAUGGUCGAGAGGCCCUACACCUGCACUCAGUGCAAGGAGAGCUUCAAGCUGGAAGUGAGCCUGCUGCUCCACCAGAAGCUUCACACGGGGAAAGGCGAUGGGCCUCUGACCUGCACCUACUGCGGCAAAGAUUUCCGCGAUCUCUCCAAAGCGGUCCGGCACCAGCGCAUCCACACGGGCGAGAGGCCCUACCAGUGCACGGAGUGUGGGAAGAGCUUCAUCCGGCGCGAUCAUCUCCUCAAACACUGGCGAGUCCACACGGGCGAGACACCCUACCAGUGCAGCACGUGUGGGAAGAACUUCCGCUACAAGGAGUCUCUGAACUGCCACCAGAAAAUCCACACCCGUAAUCCUGUCGUGCACCAUCUUUCUGUGGGAUCUCCGCCUGGCAUUGUAGGCUUGAAGCAAGAGCAGCCAUACCCCGGGAAGGGCGACCGGAGAGGAGGGAUUGGGAGCCCCUGCUUCGGACCGGCCGCCGGCAUCGCCUCCAGAGCCAGGAGGGCGCGCUGGCUGGUCCGCUUCUUGGGGCUGCAGCCAGCCUGCCCACGGCCGCGGUGUCCGGGCUGCAGGAGAGCGGAGCCCGACGGCUCGACCCUUCCCCGGCCCAGCCUCUCCUUCCAGCGCGUCUUACGCCACCCGCACAAGCCAUCGGAGGAGGCGCGCCCUCGCCGGGCCCGCUGCCCGCCCCGAGCAUGUGCAGAGCGCCCGGCGGAGCGGAGGCCGGCCUCUCUCGCAGUCUCCGCCCGGCCAGCCCGCCGCUUGCUGCGGGUGCGCGGCUCCGCCUCUUCCCUUCGGCCCCCGCCCGCCUGCCGGCCGAGCCCGCUUCUCCGCGCCGCCCGCCAGCCCAGCGCCGCGAUGGCCACGCGAUGGGACGCCGCCGCCGCCCCCCAGGGUUUGGAAUGGGGCAUGACCUCGCUGCAGAUGACUCCCUUGCAACCCUGCUUCCCUGCCAAGCACAGCCGCGAGGGGGAGCCCCACCCCCAAGCCACCGAGAUCUCCCUGUGGACAGUGGUGGCUGCAAUGCAAGCCGUGGAACGCAAGGUGGAUACCCACGCUGGACGGUUGCUGACCCUGGAGCGGCGGACGGGACUGGCUGAGAAGAAGCUUUCGGAUACAGAGAAGGCCGUCCUGGACUUCAGGAGCCAGCUGGAGGCCUUAGGGACCCUUCUCCAGGAGUACGGGCAGCUCCAGCAGAGGCUGGAGAACAUGGAGAACCUGCUCAAGAACCGGAACUUCUGGAUCCUGAGGCUGCCCCCGGGCUCUGGAGGCGAAAUCCCCAAGGUGCCGGUGACGUUUGAUGAAGUCUCAGUCUAUUUCCCUGAGCAGGAGUGGGGAAACCUGGACGAGUCGCAGAAGGAGCUCUACAAGAACGUGAUGAAGGGCAAUUACGAGUCCUUGGCCUCACUGGAUUAUACCAUUGCGAAACCUGAUCUGUUGUCCCGAAUCGAACGUGGUGAGGAGGACCCGGGAUGCCCUGGGGAAGGGGAAGAAGCUCUGAGCAGCGUCCGCCUGGAAAUUCCUGCCCCCAUGAAUGACAUCAUCUCUUUCAGCCAACGGGAAACGGCUGCUUCUGUGGAGGGGGAGUGGGACAGCAAGGAAAGGGAAGCGCCCAUAGGCGGCGGUGCAGAUGCUGGACUCCUCCCUGGUCACUUGGGACUGUUGCCAGAGGCAUCAGAAGAAGCCCUGUUGCAUUUCCCUGAGCAGGGCCUGGCGUGUGUCGAUGGGCAGGCUGUGGGCACAGGAGGGGGCCCGGAGGAGCCUUCCGAGUGUGAGAGGAACUUUGGAGACUUCACCACGAUCAUCGUCCAGGAGGGGGCCCUGCCUGGGGAGGCUCCCUUUGUGUGUCCGGACUGUGGGAAAAGCUUCCUUUAUGAGGAACAGUUUGCCCUCCACCAGCGAACUCACCCCCAGGCCUCUCCCGGACCCAUAGGGAGCCCCAUGUUGAACUUCCCGCUGGGGGCCGAGAUCUGCACCUGCCCAGAGUGUGGCCGAUGCUUCCCUCACCAGGCCAGCCUGAGCAAACACCGCCUCUGGCACUCCGGCGAGCGGCCGCACACUUGUGCCGAGUGUAAGAAGAGCUUCCGGCUGAAGAUCAACCUGCGCCUCCACCAGCGGACGCACAUGGUGGGCGGCAAGGCCGGCUCCUACAUCUGCGGCGAGUGUGGGCGGGGCUUCAACCACCACUCCAAUUUCCUGCGGCACCAGAUGAUCCACACUGGGGAGAGGCCGUAUGCUUGUGGCGAGUGCGGGAAAACAUUCAUUCGCAAAGAACACCUUGCCACGCAUGGCCGGCUGCACACUGGGGAGCGGCCCUACAAAUGCCCCCUUUGCCAGAAAAGCUUCACCCGCAAGCAGCACCUGGUGGGACAUCAGCGCCUCCAUGAGGGAGAGGCCCCCUGGGUGGACAGCGGCCUGCCUCAGAAACACCUGCCCAGCCCACGGGGCAGAGCAAAGCCACGGACAGAAGCUCUGGGGGUCUCCUUUCUGCAGGAGACCUUCCCCCCCUAAGUGGUCUCCUUGGUGUUACCAGGAUGCUCUGGCUGGCGCACAAAACCAUCAGUGUGUGUUGUGAUGGCAGGCGUCUUGGCCUGACCCACUGAGUGGCAGCUGGAGGCAGAAAGUGAGGCUCUGUGGUUCUCCUGCCAUAGUGGAGGGAGGGACGAGACGAGACCGCUCGAGGGACUUCUGGGGUUAUUAAUUGGAACACAGGUGGGUGGCUGCCCAUGUGACAUUUGCUAACAGUGGAAGGGGGUGAUAGGGAAGGAAGCCGGCUCUGUGUUUCUCUCGUGGACCCUUGUUGGUAAAG
This is a messenger RNA of Eublepharis macularius, 4170 nucleotides long. Its product is annotated as zinc finger protein 777-like. Bases 114 to 3872 code for a protein of 1252 amino acids. The transcript has 12 exons. The record is from RefSeq and is a predicted model, not a curated record. Gene Ontology annotation, biological process: regulation of DNA-templated transcription. NCBI's taxonomy places the organism in Eukaryota, Metazoa, Chordata, Lepidosauria, Squamata, Eublepharidae.